AUGUUCGAUGAGCUUCUUAAUAUCAUUUUAGGUAGACUUGAACUAUCAAUGACAGUGGAGAUUUUAACGGGAAAUAAACAAACAUAUUGGAAAUCAGAACUGUCUCAGAAAUUUUCUGGACUUUAUAAUAGUACUGCUGAAAAGACCUGUAAUUUGAUAAAAGCCAGUCCUCAAUUUAUUACGUCAAUAAAGUUCAGCAUACCAAGUUGUAAAGUUCUUCGUUUUUAUCCAGGUUCUGUCAAAUCCGAAAUACAGAUAAUUGUAGAAUAUAUCAAUGACCUCAAUGUAACUCAAACACAAAUUCUUCAAGCAAUUGAAUUAGGUUCACAGUUGUAUGUAAUGGAUCAGUCGAAAAAUCCGUCAAUCGAUCAAAAUCAAAUCAUAUCAAUUAAGGUGGUUACGCAAAAAGACACCUGUAGUACAAUUUCAAGAAAAUGUUCACCACAUGCUCACUGUAUUGAGAGAUCUGAUGGAGCUAUUUGUAUAUGUAAUCCAAUGUGGACAGAUUUAAAUCCUGAUCAACCCGGAGAACAGUGUAUAAUAAGUGCAGCCGUGAUAGCGUUAAUUGUUGUUGCAGCAGUCUUAAUCAUAAUAGUAUUUGCUGUAGGAUUAUUCUUUGCACUUCGUACAGGCAGCAAUGGUCAACGCUUUAUGUAUUCAUUUGCUUAGUAAAUAAAUAGAAUUUUUAUAAUAUUUAUGCAUGC
This is a messenger RNA of Schistosoma turkestanicum, 704 nucleotides long. The record is from the annotation of a GenBank genome assembly. NCBI's taxonomy places the organism in Eukaryota, Metazoa, Platyhelminthes, Trematoda, Strigeidida, Schistosomatidae.